CACUUCCUUUGCACAGAAGCGGAAACCUCCCCAGAGUUUCCUCCCGACCUAAGGCUCCCGGGACCUGCAGGUGCUGCUACCCCUCCAGGCCUGAGCUUGCCAGCCAGGCCCCUGACCCCAUCGGGACCCUCGACAGGAAGCUGGUAUUUUCUGUGUCCUGAGUUGCGGCCUCAGCAUCUGGCCUCUGCAGGGGGGGGCUGCCCUUGGUGGGCUGGGGGCCAGCAGGAACUUAACCUGACUCAGCUGCAGGGAGGGCGACCUGCAUGCGGAGCGCCGCCCCUGCGCCAUGGACAGCGGCCAGCCCAGUCUGGAGGCCGCGGGCCCCGGCGUCCCCCGCCCGAGCGUGAUCGCGCCGCUGCGCGCAGUGGUCCGUCUGCGCCGCCGCGUGUGCCUCCUGCGCAAGCGGCGCCCCCAGCCGCCCGGCUCGGGGUCGGCUUCCGCGCCCGGGGCGCCGCACGCUGACCCGGACCAGCCCCGGUUCUUCACCUUCGACGGCCCGGAGCCGCCGUCCAGGACGCCGCGCAAGAGGCGCCGACGCAGCCGUGUGGUGCUCUACCCGGAGACCUCGCGCAAGUACCGGCCUCACGCGGAGCGCCGCAGCCGCGCGCAGCGCUGCCUCCUGCUGCUCGUGGCCAUCGUGGGCUUCCAGGUGCUCAACGCCAUCGAGAACCUGGACGAUAACGCGCAGCGCUACGACCUCGACGGGCUGGAGAAGGCGCUGCAGCGCGCCGUGUUCGGGCAGCCGGCCGCCGUGGGGCGCAUCGUGGCGCUGCUGCGGGACUACCUGGCCACGCACGUGCACAGCCGCCCGCUGCUUCUGGCGCUGCACGGGCCCAGCGGCGUGGGCAAGAGCCACGUGGGUCGCCUGCUGGCACGCCACUUCCGCGCGGUGCUUGAGGACGGCGCGCUCGUGCUGCAGUACCACGCGCGGCACCACUGCCCCAAGGCGCGCGCUGCGCAGGACUGCCGUGAGGAGCUGGCCCGGCUGGUGGCCGGCGUGGUGGAGCGGGCCGAAGCCGAGGAGAAGACCCCGCUCGUGGUGCUGGAUGAGGCGGAGCUCCUGCCCCUGGCGCUGCUGGACGAGCUGCACGGCUUCCUGCAGCCGCAGCGCGCCCACCACUUCCACAACGCCAUCUACGUGCUCCUCAGCAGCGCGGGCGGCGCGGAAAUCACGCGCUUCGUGCUGCAGAACGCGUCCCGCGCGCUGUCCCCACGCCCCGACGGCGCCCGCGGUGCUCACGGCGACUGGGAUGCGGUGGCCGCCGUGCGGGCCGAGGAGGAGCUGCGCACCGGCCUGCGGGCGCUCCUGGUCCGCGAGCACCCGCUGUGGCAGGCCGCGGCCAUCGUGCCCUUGCUGCUGCUGGACAAGAGGGCCGUGGUCAGCUGCUUCCGGGACGAGAUGGCCGGGGAGGGCUUCUUCCCGGAGCAGGCCCGGGCCGAGCUCCUGGCCGCGCAGCUCAAGUACUACCGCGUGGCUGGCCGCGAGUUCGCCGUCACUGGCUGCAAGCAGGUGGUGGCCACGGUGAACCUCUUGUAGCAGGGGCCCGGCUGGACACGGCGGACGCUUGUGGGCACGAGGGGACAUCUUGGGGACAUCUUGGUCAUUGGGGGUAGUAGGAGGGAGGGGACCCUGUGGAUUUGCCUGAGGCCCCUAAUAAAUCUGUUUACAGCCCCCACCGCCCUCCCUAACCCGUGGUUCACGCUGGGAGGCUGGUGGGGGUGGCUCAGCUCCGAGCCCCCACUUCGAGUCACAGUUCCUCCAUCAGUGCCCCCAGUCUGCCACCUCCCGGCCCUAGCCCACAUUCCUAAGGACCUGCUGUGUGCCCCUCAUCGCAGGCAUCGGUACAGAGGCUGUAUGGCCUCAGAGAAAGUAGCUCCCAGGGUCACCUAGUUGGUCCCCUGUGGCUGGAUAUGGCUGCAGCAGCCAUCAGACACACUCUCUCUCUCUCUCUCUCUCUCUCUCUCUCUCAGUCCGCGCCCACAACCCCCUCCCCACCCUGUGGGCCCAAAGUCCUGGGUGCUUCUCCAGCCAGGAGAAUGGCAUGGACUCCCCGGAUUUCUCCCGGACUCUGGGGCCCAGGAGCUCCCUGGGAGGCAAUAGGGGGGAUGGGAGUCCACACACAAUGAAUUGAUCCAUUGGAAUCCCCUGAACGCUCAGGAAGGUGGGGGGAUCUCGGGGUGCCAGCGGUAGAUGGCAGGGCCCAAGUUGGGGGGGGGGGGGCGCUGACCUCUCGGAUCCCCCUGCCCUGGCCCCCAACUGGCUUCAGGUCGCUGACUGGGGGAUGCCUGUAGGUAGAGAUCCUUUAGACUCGACCGCAGAGGUUUCCAGACCCCUGUCGCUUUUCGGGCGCGGUGGGCGACGUUUGCGCGCGCGUGGGGUGGGGGGGUGUGCUCCUGGAGGGUUAGGGCGUCCCCCGCGCCCUGGGAUGGCCUCAGUGCUGCCGCCCAGUGGCCGUGCGUGUCCGCCCGGGCCGCGGAGGUCGCGGGGGCGUGUCCCUCGACUCCCUGUCGCCCGGGUCCCCGCAGCAGGCCCAGUUCAUCCUGGAGGAGGGCACACACAGCCUGAGGGCCGGGGACACGUGCACACACGUCAUCGGCGACCCCGGCCACGGCGAAUCCCAAAGGGGGACCCGGGGAGCAGAGGGAAGGGGCCCGCAGAGGCGAAGCUCGAGCUGACUGGGCGCCGGGCUGUGCGGCACCACCCCACCCCACCCCGCGUCGGAGCUCAGCAUGACCUCUGAUCCCCGCAGACCUCAGAAUCAUCCCAGGCCGGCUCCCCAAGGGCCCCGCGUGGCGGGAGCCCCCUCACCGCCCAUCCAUUCUGGCCCUGGGGGCCGUCUGCGGCCCUGGGCCAAGGUCAGCCCGAGGGGUGGGGGGGCGCGCUGGCCGGGGGCCGCGGACCUGCGGACCCGGGCCCGGGAAUCAAGGGCAGAAUGGGGCCAGGCCGGCCAGAGAGGCUCUGAGAACUGGCGGGCAGGGGGGAGGAGGG
Molecule: messenger RNA, 2989 nt
Organism: Panthera uncia (snow leopard)
Lineage: Eukaryota; Metazoa; Chordata; Mammalia; Carnivora; Felidae
Gene: TOR4A
Product: torsin family 4 member A
Exons: 2
Coding region: 287-1537 (416 amino acids)
Cellular component (GO): nuclear envelope; endoplasmic reticulum lumen
Molecular function (GO): ATP binding; ATP hydrolysis activity
Source: RefSeq, a predicted model, not a curated record